CGUCAAUUCGACGACAACAUCAAUUCGACACCAACCACCGACGAAAUGAAGUUCCUCAAGAUUGGCCGUGUUGCCAUUAUCACCCGUGGCCGAUAUGCGGGAAAGAAGGUUGUGAUCAUUCAACCCCAAGAUACCGGAAACAAGUCCCACCCAUACCCUCACGCUCUCGUCGCCGGCAUUGAACGCUACCCGUCGCAAAUCACCCGCAGAAUGUCGAAGGCCCGUCAAGCCAAGCGAUCCAAGGUCAAGCCAUUCAUCAAGGUCAUCAACUACAACCACCUGAUGCCCACACGCUACACACUCGAGUUGGAGGGUCUCAAGGGAGUUGUUACUGCAGAUACUUUCAAGGAGGUUUCUCAACGGGAGGAGGCCAAGAAGACCGUGAAGAAGGCAUUGGAGGAGAGGUACACGUCGGGGAAGAACAGAUGGUUCUUCACUCCUCUUAGAUUUUGAACGGUUCCUCUGUCAUCGGGUCUGGACGGGUGUUAUUUCAUGGCAUGGCAUGGCAUUAGUCGCAUAACGAACCAAAGAAUGCUGGUUUCUCCAAAUCUGCGAUCCUUAGGAGCACGUACACCAAGGAUGAUUUUGAACUUCGAGCCAAAAUGGAGUAACGAAUUCUGACUAUCCGGAAAUCCACAGUGAUGGUUUGUGACUCUUGACCUCCAAGUAGAUACACUCGAAGAGUGUCGAUGCCAGUCUGCCGACCACCGCGACAACGGAACCUGAUAUUCCUGUGAAUUUCACACAUUCGAAUUGAUGCUCAACAAACC
Molecule: messenger RNA, 770 nt
Organism: Mollisia scopiformis
Lineage: Eukaryota; Fungi; Ascomycota; Leotiomycetes; Helotiales; Mollisiaceae
Exons: 4
Coding region: 46-453 (135 amino acids)
Biological process (GO): translation
Cellular component (GO): cytosolic large ribosomal subunit; ribosome
Molecular function (GO): structural constituent of ribosome
Source: RefSeq, a predicted model, not a curated record